AUGCAGGUUGAGGACGCACCGGUACCAGAAUUCAUUGAGGAUGAUCUCGUUGAAGUGGAGGUUUUUUACUGCGGUCUAAAUUUCAUGGACAAUUACCUGCGCCUGGGCAUAAUAAGAAACACAGACUUUCCGGUCAUCAUGGGCAGUGAGUGCUCUGGAAUCGCACCAGCUAGCGGAUUUGAAGUCCGUGACAUAGAGGAAGGGCAGCGGGUUUUGUGUCUGAAAAUGCAAGGUGGUCUUUUCCACGGCAUCGCCCAAGUGCCGCGGAAGAACUGCUUCCCAGUGCCGGACAACAUCAGGCUGAUAGAUGCGGUCGGUCUCGGUCUGAACUUCUUGGUGGCUUACCUGUGUCUGUUCGACUUGGCACGCCUCAGGACCGGUCAGACUGUGUUCAUGCAGUCCAUCGCAGGUGGUGUAGGCACUGCCGUUGUGCAGCUUGCUCGACUGGUCCCUUUGGUCAAGAUCUUGGGGACGGCUUCCGUAACCAAGCAUGAAAAACUGCGCGCUCUCGGUGUAAACCGCGUCUUCCGCCACGAUGAAAAUUACGUGGGACAAAUUUUGGAAGAAUACCCUGGAGGCGCAGAUAUUGUCAUAAACACGAACGGCGGGGUAGAUACUGAAAAAUGCUUGAAGCUGGUAAAAGCGUGCGGAAGAUUAAUCAACAUUGGUUCAAACAGCACGGCUAUAUAUCCAAAAACUAAGUUUUGGGGAUUGAAGAUGCCAUCAUGGGAUACCAGACAGAUAUCCACAACACAUAUGAUCAAGAGGAAUUGCGCUGUGAUAGGUCUAAACGUCGGAGACUACCUGGAAAAUGACACGAAGAAAGUGCAAAAAAUACUGACGACAGUGUUCCAGCUUUAUACGAGGGAGCAAAUUCACCCUCAAAUUCAUUCCAUUUUAGAGUUCGAGAAGGUUGUCGACGGUAUGAGGCAGCUGUGCAGUCGAGAGAACUGCGGCAAAGUAAUCCUGUCUGUGCAGGACGAGGCUGCCCGAUUGGAGGUGCCGGAAUACGUCCUGAAUCCCCCACGAAGGGCUAGGUAG
Messenger RNA from Schistocerca americana (American grasshopper), 1041 nucleotides. RefSeq names its product synaptic vesicle membrane protein VAT-1 homolog. The record is from RefSeq and is a predicted model, not a curated record. Gene Ontology annotation, molecular function: oxidoreductase activity. The transcript is spliced from 5 exons. The coding region runs from base 1 to 1041 and encodes 346 amino acids. Lineage: Eukaryota; Metazoa; Arthropoda; Insecta; Orthoptera; Acrididae.